Molecule: messenger RNA, 1566 nt
Organism: Pediculus humanus corporis (human body louse)
Lineage: Eukaryota; Metazoa; Arthropoda; Insecta; Psocodea; Pediculidae
Exons: 8
Coding region: 1-1566 (521 amino acids)
Biological process (GO): long-chain fatty-acyl-CoA metabolic process
Cellular component (GO): peroxisome
Molecular function (GO): alcohol-forming very long-chain fatty acyl-CoA reductase (NADP+) activity
Source: RefSeq, a predicted model, not a curated record
AUGACGGGUAAAUUUAUUAAAACCACGUUCGAAUUACCGUUAAAUUGUACGAAUCCGGAAGAGGAACAAACGGAAAUACAAAAUUUUUAUAAAAAUUCAAACGUUUUUAUAACGGGUGCGACAGGAUUUUUGGGUAAAGUUUUAAUCGAAAAACUUUUGGUAUCGUGUCCGAACAUUGGAAAUCUUUACCUUUUGAUACGGGAAAAACGUGGGAAAAAAUCAGAAGAAAGAUUCGAUGAUCUUUUCAAUGAUGACGUUUUCGCAAGACUUCGCAAACUCGUACCUGAUUAUCGUAGAAAAGUCAUCGUCGUGAACGGUGACGUCACACAAUCGAAUUUAGGAUUGUCACCCGACGAUUACAAAACAAUAACGGAAAAUGUGUCGGUUAUUUUUCACGGUGCUGCCAACGUUCGAUUCGACGAAACUCUUAAAUCCGCCGCCAACAUAAACAUAAAAGGAGUUGUGGAAAUAUUAAAACUGUCGAAAAAUUGUCAACAUCUAAAGAGUUUAGUACACGUGUCAACAGUUUAUUCUAAUUGCACGUCAGUAAACAAACACGUUUCCGAAGAAUUUUAUCCCGUCGCAUAUAAUUAUAAGGAUUUAUUUGAACUCGUCGAACGCGAAUCGGAUGAAUCCGUUAGAAAAAUAACAAAAAAUUUUAUAUAUCCAUGGCCGAAUACUUAUUCUUUUACCAAACAAAUAGCAGAAGACAUAAUUUCAAAAGAGGGACGUGAAUUACCCAUUGGAAUAUUCAGACCUGGAAUAAUUAUAGCAACGUACAACGAACCUAUAAGAGGAUGGACUGAUAACAUUUACGGUCCGACAGGAGUCAUCGUGGGAGUAGGUACGGGAGUUUUAAGAGUUAUCAAUAUUGAUAAAGAAACCGUGGCGAAUAUGGUACCCGUGGAUUUUGUCGUUAACGGACUCAUUGUCUGCGCAUGGAAAACUCAUGAAAAUUUCAGGUUGAACGAUAAGAAAAACAUGAUGAUAUAUAAUUUCGUAUCGGCGACGAGGAAUCCGAUACGUUGGGGAGAAUUUUCAUAUUGGAACGGAAUCUACGGUCAAAAUUGGCCAACGGUUUUGGCUAUUUGGUAUAAAGAAUUUCACCUCGUUAAAAACAGGCUCUUGUUUUUAUUCGUGUCGUUUUUUCUACACACAUUACCAUCUUACAUAGCAGAUGGAGUUUUUGUAAUGUGUGGAAAAAAACCAAAAAUGAUUAAAUUGUAUAAGAAAAUAAAUAAGUUUAGCGAAGUGAUAACUUAUUUUUCCACACAAACUUGGAGUUUUUCCGAUGAAAAUAUACAGAAUUUAUGGAAAAGCAUAUCGGAAAAAGAUAAAAUAAUUUAUCCUUUCGAUAUAGAAAAAAUGGAUUGGGAUUAUCAUGCUCAAGCACAUCUUUUGGGGCUUAGAGUGUACCUGACCAAAGAUGACAUACACACUUUAGUCGAUGGAAGAAAAAAAUGGAAAAGACUGAAAUUUUUACACAGGUGCCUACAAGUAUUACUAUUGGUAUUUUUCACUUGGAUUACAUACAAAUUAUUUGAUUUUUUUAAUAAAUUUACAUAA